Molecule: messenger RNA, 1363 nt
Organism: Trematomus bernacchii (emerald rockcod)
Lineage: Eukaryota; Metazoa; Chordata; Actinopteri; Perciformes; Nototheniidae
Product: ras GTPase-activating-like protein IQGAP2
Exons: 4
Coding region: 491-910 (139 amino acids)
Biological process (GO): regulation of actin cytoskeleton organization
Cellular component (GO): cytoplasm
Molecular function (GO): calmodulin binding; GTPase activator activity; actin filament binding
Source: RefSeq, a predicted model, not a curated record
AGUAAAUUCACAAGCUACCCUGCCGUAUACAAAGUAAUUUAAAUUAGCUAUACCUUUAUCAGCUGUGAUAACAUUUGAAUGCAUCAAUAAUUAUAAUCAGAACAUAGAAUAUAUAUUAUUCUGCUAGGGCAAUUUGCACAAUGAGUACUUUUACUUUUGGUAUUGUAAGUUUACUUGAAUGCUUAUACUUUUGUACUUUUACUGGAGUAACAUGUUAAACGCAGGACUUUUACUUGUAACAGAGUAUUCCUACACUCUGGUACUUCUUCUUUUACUUAAGUACAAUAUCUUACUACUUGUCCCACCCUCCAAUGCUAAACACAUUGUUGUGUCUGCUCAGCUUCUGAAGUUGUGAAGUGGUACUAAAACCUGUGAUUGACAGGACAUUCGCUACCAAAGACGCUACAGACAGAGGAGGAAGGCGGAGCUGGUGAAGCUCCAGCAGACUCUGACAGCUCUCAACUCCAAAACAGCCUUCUACCAGGACCAGAUGAACUAUUAUGAUACUUACAUCAAGACCUGCCUGGACAACCUCAACAGAAAGAAUGCACGCAGAUCUAUAAAGCUGGACAGCAAAGGAGAAAAUAAGGGCAGCAAGAAGUGGAAGCCCCAGUCUCUGAAGUACACUGGAGCAAGGCUUCAUGAGAAGGGAGUCAUCCUGGAGAUAGAAGGACUUCAGACCAACCAGUUCAAAAAUGUCAUGUUUGACAUUUCACCCACUGAGGAAGUUGGAGAUUUUCAAGUGAAGGCCAAAUUUAUGGGAGUUGAGAUGGAAAAAGUCCAGCUUCAUUUCCUGGACCUCCUUCAGCUGCAGUACAAAGGCGUGGCCGUCAUGAAGAUGUUCGACAAAGCCAAAGUCAACGUCAAUUUACUCAUCUUCCUCCUAAAUAAAAAAUUCUAUGGAAAAUGACAAAGUGAAGGGAGGAAAAGCAACAAAGAGGAAACAGAUUGUGCCUUCUGAUUGUGCUGAGCUUGUGGAACAAAAUUAAUUCAGCCAGAUAACACGAGAUGGGGCAGGACAGUGUUUUGUAUUGUACCCUCCUCUUAUAAUUUUAAGGAUCACACCAAAAUCUAAUGCUGUUGUCCAACUUAAUGUAUCAGCUCUGUAUUUUUUCAUGUGGUAAUUGUAAAUGUAAUGUAUUUUUAAGAUUUAAAUUGUAAUGAUAUUCAUGUUUUGUAUGUAAAAACUGUCCCAUGUAUGUUGAAACAACUGUGGAUUAGUUCAGAAAUCCAGCUGGGGAGCAGAUUUUCAGCCGGCCUGUAUCAUUCUAUAAAAUACUGUAGUUUACCACAGUGCCUUUUAAUUAAAGUGUGUAAAGAAACAUGUUUUAAUAAAUAAAACAUCAAAAAUAUUUAAAAGCUA